This is a messenger RNA of Nannospalax galili (Upper Galilee mountains blind mole rat), 2019 nucleotides long. RefSeq names its product phospholipase A1 member A (gene Pla1a). Gene Ontology annotation, biological process: lipid metabolic process. Bases 330 to 1685 code for a protein of 451 amino acids. The transcript is spliced from 12 exons. The record is from RefSeq and is a predicted model, not a curated record. Gene Ontology annotation, molecular function: carboxylic ester hydrolase activity; lipase activity. NCBI's taxonomy places the organism in Eukaryota, Metazoa, Chordata, Mammalia, Rodentia, Spalacidae.
GGUUUCUGCUCCUCCUUAGAGUGAAGAGGCCACAUGGCAUAACAGACUCAUCCAGUUUGGAGGCCCAGCUGUACCACCUCGACCAACAGCGUCUCUGUACGUCAUUUUCCUUUUCUACUGUUCUGUUUCUUUAUUUGCGAGUCCAGGAAGUUGAACAUCUCUUCUUGGAGGUUGAACUUCACUUUUAACCUCAAGGCUCUGUGAAAGACAGCCAUAAGACCAGUUAACGAUUAGUGAGCCCCAAGUGAGUGCUUGGGGGCGGCUGGCCUAUGUGGUAGCUCUGUCUUUCAGCGUCUCCUUCACAACAGCUCUGAGACUCCACCUCAGCAAUGCCUCCUGGCCUCUGGUUGUGGGGGCCCCUUUUGUGGCUCAGCACUGGAAGUUCAGGGAAUGUACCUCCUACCACACAGCCAAAGUGCACUGACUUCCAGAAUGCCAACCUCCUCCAAGGCACAAAUCUCAGAGUCCAGUUUCUCCUCUUUACCCCUCCAGACCCCAGCUGUGGUCAGCUAGUAAAAGGAAGCAGUGACAUCCAAAACUCCAAGUUCAAUGCCACUCUGGGAACCAAACUACUUAUUCAUGGAUUCAGGGCUUUAGGAACAAAGCCUUCUUGGACUGACACAUUCAUCAGAGCUCUUCUGCGGGCAGCAGAUGCUAAUGUGAUUGCUGUUGACUGGGUUUAUGGCUCUACUGGUGUCUACUUCUCAGCUGUAGAAAAUGUAGUAAAGCUGAGCCUAGAGAUCUCCCGUUUCCUCAGCCAACUCCUGGAGCUGGGUGUGUCGGAAUCAUCAAUCCACAUCAUUGGUGUUAGUUUGGGAGCUCAUGUUGGAGGCAUGGUGGGACAUUUCUACAAAGGACAGUUGGGACGGAUCACAGGCCUGGACCCUGCUGGACCAGAGUACACCAGAGCCAGCCUGGAGGAGCGUUUGGAUGCUGGAGAUGCCCUCUUUGUGGAAGCUAUCCACACAGACACUGACAAUUUGGGUAUCCGGAUUCCUGUUGGACAUGUGGACUACUUUGUCAAUGGAGGCCAAGACCAGCCUGGCUGCCCCAGGUUCUUUCAUGCAGGUUACAGUUAUCUGAUCUGUGAUCACAUGAGGGCUGUGCAUCUCUACAUCAGUGCCCUGGAGAACUCCUGCCCGUUGAUGGCUUUUCCUUGUGCCAGCUACAAGGCCUUCCUUGAUGGAAACUGUCUGGAUUGCUUUAAUCCUUUCCUGCUUUCCUGUCCAAGGAUUGGACUGGAGGAAAAAGGUGGUAUCAAGCUAGAGCCGCUUCCCAAGGGAGUGAGAGUCUAUCUCCUGACCACAGCCAGGGCCCCUUACUGCGUGCAUCCCAGUCUUGUGGAGUUUUACUUGCAAGAGACAAGAAAAAAGGACACCAGCAUCGAGAUCACCUUUCUUAGCAGCAAUAUUACUUCUACGGUCAAGAUCAUCAUACCUAAACAACAGCUUCAGGGGAGGGCAGUCAUUGCUCACCCCUACCCUCAGUGCCAGAUAAACCAAGUGAAGUUCAAGUUCCAAGUUUCUAGCCGGGUUUGGAGAAAAGACAAGACUACCAUUGUGGGAAAGUUCUGCACUGCCCCUCUGCCCGUCAAUGACAGCAAAAAUACUGUCUGCUUACCUGAGCCAGUGAAUCUUCAAGCAAAUGUGCCUGUUUUACAGGACCUGAAAAUAGCCUGUGUAUAACCUAAGCCUGGGCAGGAUGUAUUGCCUAGAUUUUUUAAGGGAAGUAUGGUAAGGGAUAUGCUUGUGUGUAACUUACACUGUUCCAUUACUACUAAGGAUGAAGGUCAAAGUCUUGGUCAUUUUCCCCAUAAGUAGUUACUGUGGAGGGGAGAGAUAACUCAUUGUACAAAACUUGAUCUCGUCAUCAACCUACAAAGCUUUCCCUAGAUACCAUUUCAACUUCCCUAUUUCUAUGAAACUGUAAUUGCUUUAUAUCCUUAGUUAUAUACACUUAGGAUUCCAUGGAGACAUUUACAGAGAAAAUGUUUUAAUAAACUAUCAUCGAAUAUAUAAA